AUGACUUUCGUAUCAUCGCGAUACUACUUCGCGACCUCAGCAACAGUCGCCGUGGUAGCCAGUGUAGGCAUCUACUCUCUCCUAUCCCAAACUGCACACGCAGAAUCCAGCCAGCCCCCAAUGGCCUUCAAGGGUAGAUUCGGCUUCACCUCGCUGCGGCUGCACAGCGUCACCAGCGUCAACCACAACACCAAGCGGCUACUAUUCGAACUGCCGGACUCGGAGGCACGCAGCGGACUGAGCUUGACCUCGUCCCUUCUCACCGUCUCUCGACCGCAAGGCAGCUUUUUCCCGGUCUUUCGACCGUACACACCCAUCAACAAACUGGAUGAUCCCGGAUUCGUGGAGUUGAUGGUAAAGAAAUACCCGAACGGCAAGGCCAGCUCGCACCUCCACUCGCUCUCCCCCGGCGACAGGAUGACCUUCCUAGGCGCCAUCAAGGGCUUCCCCUGGACAGCCAACCAGUUCCCACACAUCUACCUGCUCGCCGGUGGCGCGGGGAUCACCCCGAUCUACCAGCUCAUCCAGGGCAUCCUCUCCAACCCGCACGACCGUACGCGCAUGACCCUCGUCUUCGGCGGGAAUACAGAGGAAGACCUCCUCCUCCGUGAAGAGCUGGACGGUUUCAAAAAGCGAUUCCCGGACCGUUUUGACGUCAUCUACACUGUUUCCUCCUCCUCACCUAAUCUGCCAUCCUCUUCAUCACUUAGAACAGGCCGUAUCACGAAAGAGCUACUUGAAGAAGUCAUGGGCUCUACCCCCGGCGUCGUCGACCAGCAUAACACCAAGGUCUUCGUCUGUGGCCCGCCCGCUAUGGAGGAAGCCCUGACAAAGUCCAGGGGGUGUAUGCGCACUUCGGGCGGGGAGGAGGGCGUUCUGGCGCAAUUGGGGUUUUCGAAGAAUCAAAUCUACAAGUUCUAG
Molecule: messenger RNA, 921 nt
Organism: Penicilliopsis zonata CBS 506.65
Lineage: Eukaryota; Fungi; Ascomycota; Eurotiomycetes; Eurotiales; Aspergillaceae
Exons: 3
Coding region: 1-921 (306 amino acids)
Biological process (GO): ergosterol biosynthetic process
Molecular function (GO): cytochrome-b5 reductase activity, acting on NAD(P)H
Source: RefSeq, a predicted model, not a curated record